AUGGUUCACUCCAGCAGCACAAGCUGGCAGUGUCUGGGCUUAUUAAAGGAGAUGGUUCACUCCAGCAGCAACAGCUGGCAGUGUCUGGGCUUAUUAAAGCAGAUGGUUCACUCCAGCAGCAACAAGCUGGCAGUGUCUGGGCUUAUUAAAGAGCAGUGGUUCACUCCCAGCAGCAACAAGCUGCAGUGUCUGGGCUUAUUAAAGCAGAUGGUUCACUCCAGCAGCAACAAGCUGGCAGUGUCUGGGCUUAUUAAAGCAGAUGGUUUACUCCAGCAGCAACAAGCUGGCAGUGUCUGGGCUUUAUUAAAGCAGAUGGUUCACUCCAGCAGCAACAAGCUGGCAGUGUCUGGGCUUAUUAAAGCAGAUGGAGAGAGACCAGACUCAGAAGAACCAGAGCAAGAGACGUCUGAACCAGCAAGACGACACCACUGUUCCCACUGUGGAAAGAGUUUUACCCAAUUACGGACACUGAAGGUGCAUGAAAGAAUACACACUGGAGAGAAGCCCUACCAAUGUUCUCAGUGUGGAAAGAGUUUUACCCAGUUAGGGAGCCUGAAAAUACACAAUAGAAUACACACMGGAGAGAAGCCUUACMAAUGCUCUCAGUGUGGAAAGARAUGUUCACAGUUAAGUUGCCUGAAAUCACAUGAGAGAAUACACACAGGAGAUAAGCCUCACAAAUGCCCUCAAUGUGGUAAUACUUUUAAGCGGUUAAGUAACCUGAAGGAACAUCAAAGAGUACACACAGGGGAAAAGCCUUACCACUGUUUCCAUUGUGAAAAGCGUUUCAGCUGGGUAAGGCAACUGAAAGAGCAUGAGAGAACACACACCGGAGAGAAGCCCUACCAAUGUUCCCAGUGUGGAAAGAGUUUUACCCAGUUCGGGAGCCUGAAGAUACAUGAUAGAAUACACACAGGCGAAAAGCCUUUCCAAUGUUCCCAGUGUGGAAAGAGUUUUAACCGGUUAGGUAACCURAAAUCACAUGAGAGGACACACAAAGAAGAAGAGCCCCAUCCCUGCUCCCAGUGUGGAAAGAAUUUUACCUCAUCAGGCUUCCUGAAGAAUCAUGAGCAAAGACACACUGGGGAAAAGCCUUUCCAGUGCUCCCAGUGUGGAAUWAAAUUUACCUGGUUAAGGCAACUGAAAUCACAUGAAAGGAUCCACACAUGAGAGAAAUGUUACGAAUGCUCCCAGUGUAGAAAGAUAUUUACCCAGUUUAGGCACCUGAAAGACCUUGAGGUAACACACUCAGGGGAGAAGCCUUACCCAUGCUCCCAGUGUGGACAGUGAUUUUUCACAUACUUACAAUUCAUGAGGUAACACACACAUUGCUCCCACACUUGUCUCAUCUUUUACUGAAAAUUGGUGCUUUGUGGUUUUGUUUAUGCCCUUAUUUCCAUAUGAAAUCAAAUUGGAGAAAACCUACUCAAAUACAUGUGUAUGUUUUAAAAUCCCAAGAUAUGAAUUGAAUAUGGAGUGUGUCCGUUUUUAUGUAGAUUAUGUACACACACUCUGUGAUUAAAUAGUCUUCUUUUUUUUA
Salvelinus sp. IW2-2015 is the source of this 1540-nucleotide messenger RNA. The record is from RefSeq and is a predicted model, not a curated record. Lineage: Eukaryota; Metazoa; Chordata; Actinopteri; Salmoniformes; Salmonidae.